Molecule: messenger RNA, 450 nt
Organism: Rhinolophus ferrumequinum (greater horseshoe bat)
Lineage: Eukaryota; Metazoa; Chordata; Mammalia; Chiroptera; Rhinolophidae
Product: cytochrome c oxidase copper chaperone-like
Exons: 1
Coding region: 70-261 (63 amino acids)
Biological process (GO): mitochondrial respiratory chain complex IV assembly
Cellular component (GO): mitochondrial intermembrane space
Molecular function (GO): copper chaperone activity; copper ion binding
Source: RefSeq, a predicted model, not a curated record
CAAAUUGGCUUUUGCGGUGGCUGGGAGAGUUGAGGGUGUCUGUGCUAAUUGCUGCUUUGGGCUUGAAAGAUGCCGGGUGUGGUGGCUGCAAGCCCUCUCCCUUCUGAGACUCAAGAGAAGAAGCCACUGAAGCCCUGCUGCGCCUGCCCCGAGACCAAGAAGGCGCGCGAUGCGUGCAUCAUUGAGAAAGGAGAAGAGCACUGCGGACAACUAAUUGAGGCCCACAAGGAGUGCAUGAGAGCCCUGGGAGUUAAGAUAUGAAAUGGUGAUCUGCUCUGUGAAUAAGUAAUUCUUGAAGAAUGAAGAUGACUGAAUAAUUGGAAGAGUUUUUUGAUGAACGUUGAUAAAUGGAAAAAGAAUUUAUAAUUUAUUUAAAAAAAUAAGAAAAAAAAUAUCCCUGGUGAAAUAAUCUUCAGGUGUGUUUCUUUCUGUGUUCCGCACAUCCUCACA